UGGGAGUUGGCUGAGACGGAAGCGGGGCGAAGCAGAACCAAGCCCAGAAUCGACAAGACCGACGGCUGCAACUGGACCCAGUCGCCAGGAGAUAAAAUUCCGAGAGCCCACAAGCCCACUGGUACCAGCCGAAGUGUUUUUCAACAAAGUUUAUUCACUUUUACAAACUCGCCUCGCUAACUGCUAACCGCUAGUUAGCCUGCGUGCUAACAGGGAAGUGCGGGUGACAGCUGACUUUGGGUCUCUUUUCGUCUCGAACAGCAGAAGAAGAAGAUGAGCGGAGGAAUGAACAGCGUUGAUGCAGUAAAGAAGAAGAUCAAGGUCCUUCAGUCGCAGGCGGAGGAGGCUGAGGAGAGAGCAGAGAAACUGCAGCGACAGGUGGAUGAGGAGAAGAGGACCAGGGAGCAGGUGGAAUGUGAGGUUUCCAACCUGAACCGGCGCCUGCAGCUCAGUGAGGAGAAUCUGGACCGAGUUCAGGAAAGACUGACGGCCUCGCUGAGCAAGCUGGAGGCCAUGGAGAAGGUUGCAGACGACAGUGAGAGGGAGAAGAAGGUGAUCGAGAACCGAGCACUGAAGGACGAGGAGAAGAUGGAGCUGCUGGAGGUUCAUCUCAGAGAAGCCAAACUGAUCGAAGACGAGGCCAACCGCAAGUACGAGGAGGUGGCCCGCAAACUAGCGAUGGUGGAGGGAGAACUGGAACGAGCCGAAGCACGGGCAGAGCAGUCCGAGAGUAAAGUUCGGGUGUUGGAGGAGCAACUCGGAUCUUAUGACCAGUCACUGAAGUCCCUACAGGCAUCCGAGUACAAGUACUCUCUGAAGGAGGACCGCUACGAAGAGGAGAUCAGGAGCCUCCGGGACAAACUGAAGGAGGCCGAGAGCAGAGCGGAGUCUGGAGAACGCUCCGUCGCCAAGCUGGAGAGGACCGUUGAUGAUCUGGAGGAAUCUUUGACUUCAGCCCGAAACGCCAACAUGGAACUUCAGGCCACUCUGAACCAGACCAUGGAGGAGCUCAACUCCUGCUGAACCUCCUCACCCCGCGGCCAAACCCCUCCCGCUGCUCCCCCCCCUCCCCCCAUCUCCUCCGUCCCCCGCCUUCUCUCCAUGAUAUUCCUGCUCGAACAUUCCUACCGUCCUCUGUCGGUGCCAAGCGCUCCUGCGCGCCCCCCAGUGGAGGAAGACCAGGCCAAGAGAUGCAGGUGCUCGUGUCCAAUAAGGGAUUCUAACGCUCACAUUCCUCGUUAACUAACGGCCCACUAACUGUCACCAUAGUCGAUUAACAAUCUGUUUGUGCUGAUCAAUGUCUGUUGUGGGUUCCUGGUCCCAGUCAUCAGCCAAUCAGAGAGCCAUUCCAGGAGCAGAGACACGCCCUGCCUUUUUUUUUUUUACUGCUGAUUUUGACCUGAUGAAUAAAUAAAGUUAAAACAAAAUUCUACCUGGUAACUGGUGAUGUCAUCACUGAUGAUGUCAUCACUUAUUGUGAUGCAUCAUGAUGCGAUUUAAAAAAAAUAAAGUCAUUGAUUUACAGAACAAACCUGGACUUGACUGU
This is a messenger RNA of Synchiropus splendidus (mandarinfish), 1546 nucleotides long. RefSeq names its product tropomyosin alpha-4 chain-like. The coding region runs from base 274 to 1023 and encodes 249 amino acids. Lineage: Eukaryota; Metazoa; Chordata; Actinopteri; Syngnathiformes; Callionymidae. The transcript is spliced from 9 exons. Gene Ontology annotation, biological process: muscle contraction; actin filament organization. Gene Ontology annotation, cellular component: actin filament. The record is from RefSeq and is a predicted model, not a curated record. Gene Ontology annotation, molecular function: actin filament binding.